Molecule: messenger RNA, 606 nt
Organism: Naegleria fowleri
Lineage: Eukaryota; Heterolobosea; Eutetramitea; Acrasida; Naegleriidae
Exons: 2
Coding region: 1-606 (201 amino acids)
Source: RefSeq, a predicted model, not a curated record
AUGGUGUUCUUCUUCACGUGUGUUGAUCCCACGUACACAGUCUACAUGGGUAGGGAUAAAUAUGAAAACGAAGAUCUGAUCAAGUAUUCGUGGCCCGAGGACGUUUGGUUUCACGUUGAUAACUUCAGUUCUGCUCACGUCUAUUUGAGAUUAAAGCCUGGCCAAACUAUCAACGAUAUUCCGAAGGAAGUUAUUGAAGAUUUAGCACAAUUAACAAAAUAUAAUUCAAUUCAAGGAAAGAAAGAACAACAAGUUAAAGUCAUUUACACAAUGGCAUCAAAUUUAAAAAAGACUGGAGAUAUGGAUACAGGAGAGAAUAAGGAAAUUGUGAAUAGAUUAAACAAAACUCAAGUUGAAAAGGAAGUGGAUCUUGAAAAAGAGAAAGCUAAUAGAGACAAGAACGAAAGAGAAAAACAAAAACUCCAAGCGAAAGAACGAGCAAAAAAAGAAAAAGAAGAAUAUGAAAGAAGGAAAAAAGAAGCUGAAGAAAAGUCAUAUGACAACCUCUUCGUUAAAAAGAAUCGAAAUCCACAUGCCAAUGACGACUUUUUUGGUGAUGGACAAGAUGACGAAAGCGAAAACAAAAAUCUUGAUGAUUUGUUCUAG